AUGAGAGUACAGCUGGCGUUCCUGGUGCUCUGCGCCUUGCUUGUUCGCGACUCCGAAGGCAACCAAGAACUUCAUGGAAGGUCUGGUGCUGCAAACUGUGGCUGUUUGAAUGGAGGAACAUGUGUGUCCUACAAAUACUUCUCCAAUAUUCAGCGAUGCAAAUGCCCAAAGAAAUUCCAAGGAGAACACUGUGAAAUAGAUACUUCAAAAACCUGCUACCAAGGGAAUGGUUACUUUUACCGAGGGAAGGCCAACAAGGACACUAUGGGCCGCCCCUGCCUGGCCUGGAACUCUGCCCAUGUCCUUCUGCAAACGUACCAUGCCCACAGACCUGACGCCCUUCAGCUGGGCCUAGGGAAACACAAUUACUGCAGAAACCCAAACAACCAGAAGCGGCCUUGGUGCUAUGUGCAGGUUGGCUUAAAGCAACUUGUCCAAGAGUGCCUGGUGCAUGACUGUUCUUUGGGAAAAAACCCCUUCUCUCCUCCAGAAAAGUCAGAGUUUCAGUGUGGCCAGAAGGCUGUGAGGCCCCGCUUUAAGAUUAUCGGAGGAGAAAUCACAACCACUGAGAACCAGCCCUGGUUUGCAGCCAUCUACAAGAGGCACCGGGGAGGCUCAGUCACCUAUGUGUGUGGUGGCAGCCUCAUCAGUCCUUGCUGGGUGGUCAGCGCUACACACUGUUUCAUUAAUAACCCGAAGAAGGAGGACUACAUUGUCUACUUGGGUCGGUCAAAGCUUAAUUCCAAUACGCCUGGGGAGAUGAAAUUUGAAGUGGAAAAGCUGAUCUUGCAUGAGGACUAUAGCGCUGAGACACUUGCUCACCACAAUGAUAUCGCCUUACUGAAGAUCCGUUCUAGUUCUAACAUGGGCCAGUGUGCGCAGCCAUCCCGGACCAUACAGACCAUCUGCCUGCCCUCACAGUAUGAUGAUGCUCGUUUUGGUGCAAGCUGUGAGAUCACUGGCUUUGGAAAAGAGAAUUUUACUGACUACCUCUUUCCAGAGGAGCUGAAAAUGACAGUGGUGAAGCUACUUUCCCACCAGGAGUGUCAGCAGCCCCACUACUAUGGAUCUGAAGUCACCUUCAAAAUGCUGUGUGCUGCUGACCCACAGUGGAAGACAGAUUCCUGCCAGGGAGACUCAGGGGGGCCUCUGGUCUGCUCCAAUCAAGGCCGCCUGACGCUUACAGGGAUUGUGAGCUGGGGCCGUGGAUGUGCUCUGAAGGACAAGCCAGGCGUAUAUACAAGGGUCUCACAAUUCCUGCCCUGGAUCCACACUCACAUUGGGGAAGAGGAGAAUGGUCUAGCCCUCUGA
This is a messenger RNA of Orycteropus afer afer, 1311 nucleotides long. The record is from RefSeq and is a predicted model, not a curated record. NCBI's taxonomy places the organism in Eukaryota, Metazoa, Chordata, Mammalia, Tubulidentata, Orycteropodidae.